CUGUUUUUAGGUGACAGUCUUAAGAGCAUCUCUAUCCUUGUCGAGGAGCUAGUUCCCAUCGCCGCUCUUCACCAAACUGAUGAGGCUCUAACUGAUGAUGAAAAGCAACUAGAAAAUGAUCGACCCACCGGUCGACGUUCAGGUCGUCCGAAUGAGGAUGACGUUGAAGACGAGAGUAAUAUAGUGGAGGAUACGGUCACAGGAGAUCGGCUAAAGACGUUUUUCCGAUCCCGAGUUCAGCCCAAAAGUCGUCCCAGGAUUGAAGCUGAAACCGUGCACUCCAGCCGCCUGCCUGAAGUUGAGACCGAAGCGAUGAGAGCUGCUCGAUUAUCUCGUUUAGCCGUCCGGCGCGACGGUGCAUUUAGGCGCUUUGCCGAUUGUUAUCUUGAGGAUGAGGAUGACGAGGACGACGACUACGAAGAGGAGGAAAAUAAUAAUGAACAAGAGGAUGGAUAUGAUGACGAGUUGGAAGGAGGUCGAGAUAGGCUCAAUAAAACUCGCCAGCCUAGAAGAGAGGCGUUAUCAGAGGAAGACGAUGAUGAAGAGGACGAGGAAGAAGAUGACGAAGAAGAUAUUGAGAACUGGAAUAGUGAGGAUGAUACCAGUUCGUCGGAUGAAGAUAGCCUGACUCGAGGUAAAGGCAGGCAGCUUGCAGACGAGGAUGAGGAUGAGGACGACUCUUUCGACAGUGGUGCCUCUGAGGAUAGCGGUGGGAUCAGUUCGCGUGACCGCGCAUCGCAAGCACAGCGUGGGCGUCGUUGUACCGACUUCGUGGCCGAGACCCAAUCGAUGUUGACCUCAGGUCUCGCUGACAUAUCAAGUUUGGCUGGCUCAAAUCAAUUACGACCUCAGCAACAUCAGCUACUGCAGGUGCAACAGGCGCAUUCGCUACAAUCGCAAUCAAUGCACAUGGGCCGCUCAACAAGUCUUGGUGCUACUUCGUGGUCCAGGAAGGCUGUAGCCUCAGGGGCCUCAAAGCGGGCCCGUGUGAUCACCUACCAUGGCGAUGGGUCUGCUGAUACGUUGUUCGGAACUACAUCUUCGAGUCCUCAUAUGACCCAUCACGCUCAAAAUCGGGUGCAGGUAUACCAUCUUCCACAGCAGCAGGCUAAUUUGAACGUUUUUAUGCAGCCCUGCCAACCGGCAAGUGUGACUGGUUCUCAGACACCCUUAUUGCAUGUUCAAAUGCCUCGUACGCUCAGACCUCCAAUAUCCACCACUUCUAUCAGCAGCAUUUCUAAUACUCGUCAACAAAAUCCUCUUAUUAUGACCUCUCCCCGACUCACUCCACUUGUCUCUGGGGUUGGUUUUGCUGGUACCUGUGCCAGCGCCUCUGCUUCCACAUCUGUUGUAUCUACAGCCUCUAGUAUUAGCCCUUUGCCACCACAACUCGGACUUGGUCCGCAAACUCUUGCAACUGGACUGGCUUCGGGAUCUGGGGCUGUGCGCAUCGUCUCUUUGCCUAGUCACCAUGCCUCCUCACCUGUCAGCACUUCUAUUUCCGCUAAUAUUGGCGGUCCCAACACAACUGCUAUCAGUAGUCUUGUACCUACAGCUGUCCAUACUCCAGUUUUGGUCUCAUCGGCGCCCUGCCUUGUAUCCGGUAGCACUUCAAGCAGUAUCUGCCUCGGCAGUCCUACUACUACAAUUACUACUAGUACGGCUGUUAUUCCUACUUCAAGCAUUGACAAUAAGAACAAUAGUAUUGUCACUUUGGACUCUUCUUUCAUGCCUCUACAGAUGGUACAAUCUGCGGGGAGCCCUGUCGUCGCCAAGGUCUGUUAG
Messenger RNA from Protopolystoma xenopodis, 1785 nucleotides. The record is from the annotation of a GenBank genome assembly. Lineage: Eukaryota; Metazoa; Platyhelminthes; Monogenea; Polystomatidea; Polystomatidae.